Molecule: messenger RNA, 936 nt
Organism: Castor canadensis (American beaver)
Lineage: Eukaryota; Metazoa; Chordata; Mammalia; Rodentia; Castoridae
Product: olfactory receptor 4D11
Biological process (GO): G protein-coupled receptor signaling pathway
Cellular component (GO): membrane
Molecular function (GO): G protein-coupled receptor activity; olfactory receptor activity
Source: RefSeq, a predicted model, not a curated record
AUGGAGUUGUCGAAUGAAACCAGAAUAAAAGAAUUCAUAUUUCUGGGGCUUACACGGACCCAAGACCUGAGCUUGAUUUUAUUCCUUUUUUUGGGUUUUGUGUACCUGACAACUCUGGUGGGAAACCUCCUCAUCGUGGUCACUGUGACCUCUGAGUCUCGCCUUCACACCCCCAUGUACUUUCUGCUCCGCAACCUAGCCAUCCUAGAUAUCUGCUUCUCCUCCAUCACUGCUCCUAAGGGCUUGGUGGAUCUUCUAUCAAGGAAAAAGACCAUAUCCUAUGCGAACUGUAUGACACAGAUGUUUUUCUUCCACUUACUUGGUGGGGCAGACAUUUUUUCUCUCUCUGUGAUGGCAUUUGACCGUUACAUAGCCAUCUCCAAGCCCCUGCACUAUGUGACCAUCAUGAGUCGGGGGCGAUGCACAGCCCUCAUUGCAGCUUCUUGGGUGGGGGGCUUUGUCCACUCCAUUGUGCAGAUUUCUCUCUUGCUCCCACUCCCCUUUUGUGGACCCAAUGUUCUUGACACUUUUUACUGUGAUGUCCCCCAAGUCCUCAAACUCGUCUGCACUGAUACCUUUGUCCUUGAGCUCCUGAUGAUUUCCAACAAUGGUCUGGUCACUACAUUGUGGUUUAUCUUCUUGCUUGUGUCCUACACAGCCAUCCUAAUGAUGCUAAGGUCUCAGGCAGGAGAGGGCAAGAGGAAAGCCAUCUCCACCUGCACCUCCCACAUCACUGUGGUGACCCUGCAUUUUGUACCCUGCAUCUAUGUCUAUGCUCGGCCCUUCACUGCCCUCCCCACAGAUAAGGCCAUCUCUGUCACCUUCACUGUCAUUUCCCCUUUGCUGAACCCCUUGAUCUACACUCUGAGGAACCAUGAGAUGAAGUUAGCCAUGAGGAGACUGAAGAGAAAACUUAUGCUUUCUGAAAGGGAAUAG